GUCCGAAAAGACGAUCGAUGUGUGUAACAUGUGUUUACGUGCGAAGUAAUUCCCGUUUAGAUAUUUCCACGAACACUUACUGCAACGAAGGGAGGUUACCUUGAGAAGAAACCCAAGAUUUCCAUAUCAUUUGGAUUAUUUAAGUGAAAGGCAUUUUCAACUCGUCCGGGAGGAAAACUUAUCGUGUUCUAGAAUCAACUAGUGGGCAUUGAUUAUAUGGACGUUCCGUGUUAUUCUGAAGUGAAAUGUGUCUAUAUGUGUGAGUCAUGGUUGCAAUCAACCGACUGACAACGUGAACUACUUAUGUAGACUUCGACAAAGACACUACCAAGUGCCCAUUACCCACCGUUGAUCACCGAAAUGUUUACGAUGGCACUGAACGACCAAACCACUUUUUCCCUGUGUAUCCUUGUAUUCGUCCAUCAAUGUUACGGUCAGACUUGCCCAGAGACCCGGGGUUGUAUACCGAAUGAUCAGGAACUCGUCUUAGCAACAAGUACAGCUCCAUCAGCAAGAACCGUUACAGCUACUUCCACGUGCGGUGACCCGAAUCCAACUAUAUACAUGAGUUUGGUUACCUCUGAUACCACGAACUACACCUGUGCUCCGAACGACCACCGAAAAGAACUUAUGACAGAUAAAGAUAACGUAACUAUCACAGUACCCAGUCUUCCCAUUAGUUUUGAACUUCAGCCUAAAUGGUCCACGUAUUGGCAGUCCCAAAACACCGUCGACGGUGACGGUAAUCGUACCAGGGUUGAAGUCGUUGUCAACUUUACGGAUGUUUUUCUUAUAUCCGAGGUACAGAUAUAUUUUUCUCGCCCCUGAACGUCCUCGCCAAUGUCAAGGUCGACGCACGACCAGCCGCCAUGUACAUUGAACGUUACGUGAACGGUAACUGGGAAAUGUGGCGUUAUUUUGCUGAAAAUUGUAACGAUUUUGCACAAACACCAAUGUCGGCCACAGAUCCCACGACAGUAUUCUGUGCAACACUGACCAGAGGCGAUACUAAGAAUGAACAACAGAACGCUUUCAGAGUGGAGUUGCACCCAGCGUCAGAAUACAGCACCGAGUUCCUGUCGAAUCAGACAGUGAUGGAGUACUACACCGCCUCGGCUGUGAGGAUCACCCUCGUUAAACCAGCCAGUUUGGAACCUCUGCAGUCUUACUACGCCAUAGCAGAUAUCAAAGUAGACGGAACUUGUUUCUGCCACGGACAUUCUUUAACAUGCACAGGACCUAACAUGAACGAAUGUGUCUGCAGUCACAACACCGAGGGGUCGAACUGCGAGAAAUGUAAACCUCUCUAUAACAACAAACCCUGGGCUAUGGGGACACCGACCUCUAGUAACGCAUGUGAAGCCUGCAGCUGCAACAGCCGUGCCGGUGCGUGUGUGUACAACGCUACAAAGGGCCACGGUGUCUGUACAGACUGUACGGGGAAUACGGCGGGAGACAACUGUACAGAGUGUAAAUCCGGGUACUUCGCCAAUCCGUCCCAGAUGCCCGGAUCCUCAGUGGCACCGGCUCCAAACGGCACCAUGUGUAAAGGUCACGAUGGUUCUGGAAGUGUAGACUAUCUCUGCAACGAGUACUGCAUCCCCUGUAACUGUAGCGGAACCGGCACUGAGCAGUCCAGCGGCUACAAGUGCAAUCCAACGACUGGUCAGUGUGUGUGCAAGUCUAUGGUACAGGGCAGGACCUGCGACGAGUGCAAGGACCAGUUCCAUAGCCUGGAUGGUAUGAAUGCUCUUGGAUGCACAGCGUGUGAAUGUGAUGCUGUUGGAACCUUCAACAGCUCCAACUACUGUGAUAAACAGUCUGGACAGUGCGUGUGUAAGAACAACACUCAGGGCAGUCGUUGUGACACGUGUAAGCCCCAGACAUACAACCUACUGAUAACUAAUAUAGAAGAUGGCUGCACGGCAUGUGCUUGUGACAUCGGGGGUGCGGUGGACAACAACUGCCAAUUGACCGGUGGCCAGUGCACAUGCCGCAACAACAUCGAGGUGAAGAACUGUACAACGGCGAAGCUGGGCUUCUUUGUGCCUAAGUUGGACUACUUCACUUACGAAGUGGAAUUCGGAACAUUGACGGGCAGCUCAGUCAUAGAGACACCUGGACACGGCCAGCUCACGGCGGAUCUCACCGGAACCGGUUACGUCGAGCUCACCCCGGGUACUUCAGUUGCUGUAGAUGUCCAGUUGCCAGGCAACCUUAUCCGUCAGUUCGUGGUAGUUGUCAGAUACAAGUCAACAAUCACGACCGCACAGCCCCUGAACGUACAGAUCAGCAUGCCGAAUGGUGGGGCUUACACAUGUGAAGGGACACCAAUCCUUGCAACUCAAACCUGGAAUGGGACAUUAUCUGCGACUGGUCCAGUACCCAAAUCUUCCCUGGAACUGGCAACACAAUUCUGUGCGUCCUCCGCCUUCAAAUAUACAAUAAAUGUUGCCGCUCCUGCCUCCAAUACAGGCAACAUCAUGGUGGACUCGGUUGUACUUCUUCCUGAUAUUACAAGACUGACAGCGUAUCUCAACUCUUCGGACACUGUCAAGUCGAACAUGGACUCAUGUGUUGCUACUAGCAAGACUGUGGAUGUAGCUGUGCAGCAAUCUGGAAACUGCUCGGCCCUCGAAUACUCAAUCAUGGCUGAGUUUAUGAACGGAGCGAUACCAUGUGCCUGUGGCAGUGGGACGGUGGCGGCAUCGGUGGGGAUGUGCAACCCUAAGGGGGGGGAGUGUGAUUGUCGGGAGGGCAUGAUCAUGCGGGACUGCUCUCUCUGCCAGGUCGACUCCUACGGACAAAACUGCUCAGCAUGUAACUGCUACAGCCUCGGCUCGGUCAAAUUGUCGUGUAACGGCACUGGUGACUGCACCUGCAAAGUUAACGUCACUGGAAGCAAGUGUGCUGCCUGUCUGCCUGACCACUUUGGACUGGGCACAGGGAACGGCUGUUCUCUGUGCAGCUGCAACAUGAACUACUCGGCCAACAACUCCUGCAGCGACAACGGUCAGUGUCCGUGCAAGCCCGGUGUUGGGGGGCGUCCUGUAUACUACAAUCUGACGACAUCUGGGUGCAUGCCGUGUGGAUGUGAGACUAACGGCAGCGUCAGCAACGUCUGCAACAAGGCUACUGGAGUCUGCACGUGUAAAGCAAACUCACAGGGAGACAAAUGCACGCAGUGUAAAGAAGGAUACUACGGCCUGGGAAGCUGGUCAAAUGAUGGCUGCCUAAAGUGCCAGUGUUCCGGUCACUCCAGCAACUGCACCACGGCCACAGGAUGGUACCUGACCCAGACGGAGAGUCACUGGACACUGGAAACUGUAACCGCAGCCACUGGUGACCGCUGGACCGGCCAGGAUGACCAGGGAAAUAACGUGACUGUUGAUGACCCACUGCGACUUAAUGAGUUGCCCUCAGACCCCUCGGCUCAAUAUGUGAUGAGGCUGGUGAACAGUGGAAACAACAUCAACCGUCGUCACAUGUACUUUGUUGCACCGGCGAAGUUCCUGGGUAACAAGAAGACAGCGUAUGGGCUGUCACUGACGAUCCAGAUGCAGGUGAAUGUGACAGAGGUUGUCCAGGACAAAUACGUAGAAGGAGACGUGAUCCUUCAGGGUAUGGGGCUGCCAUACAAGCUCACCACAAGCCUCCAGCCGCCUGCAGAUGUCCAGAUCCGUACUUAUGUGAUAAAUAUGCAUGAGGGCAGCUGGAUGGUCAACACGACAGAUGGCCAGAACGCCACCUACGAUCAGAUGUUGCAGACGCUCACGGAGUUGACGUCGUUCAGAAUCCGGGGCAAGUUUAGCAAUAUGAGCAGUGCAGCGACCGAUCUGUUCCGUGUGGUGAUGGAACACGCCACCAGCAGCCAGACAGCUAGCACUGGGGUGCCAGCAACCAACGUGGAGCAGUGCUACUGUACAGAGCAAUACACGGGCACAGGCUGCGAGAAGUGUGCUGCCGGUUACCGCCGUACAGUUGCCUUCAGCGGGCCGGCGGGACAGUGCGAGAGCUGCCAGUGUAACAACCACGCUGUAUCAUGUGACCAAGAGUCUGGCGUCUGCACCUGCAAAGACAACACCACAGGGUCUCUUUGUGAAACAUGUCUGCCAGGUUUCUAUGGAAACGCACUAGCCGGAACGCCAGGUGACUGUAAGCCAUGUACAUGCCCUGGGAAUGUAAUUGCGAAGGACGUGAAUGUUUUUGCCACGGAGUGCGUUCUCAACACCACUUCAGGUGGUCCGACUUGUACCAACUGCUCUGUUGGCCAUGAGGGUGAAAUGUGUGAAUCCUGCAUCCAGACUUACUACGGACAACCUGCAAAUGUCACAAACAAUGAUGGUAAAUGUAGAACAUGUUUCUGCAACAACCGAUCGGUGAAUUGUGACAGGGUGACUGGCAGGUGCAUCGGUUGCAUACUUAGUUCCAAAAAAAAACGCGACAUUCAUUGGAACAUCUCUGGGACGAGUUGGACCGACGCCUUCGUCAAAGACCAGUUCCUCCACAAAAUCGGCGGCAGUUGGAGAAUGCAGUGUUGA
Molecule: messenger RNA, 4541 nt
Organism: Haliotis rubra (blacklip abalone)
Lineage: Eukaryota; Metazoa; Mollusca; Gastropoda; Lepetellida; Haliotidae
Product: laminin subunit alpha-5-like
Exons: 25
Coding region: 870-4541 (1223 amino acids)
Source: RefSeq, a predicted model, not a curated record